Messenger RNA from Boleophthalmus pectinirostris (great blue-spotted mudskipper), 9508 nucleotides. RefSeq names its product retinitis pigmentosa 1-like 1 protein. The record is from RefSeq and is a predicted model, not a curated record. NCBI's taxonomy places the organism in Eukaryota, Metazoa, Chordata, Actinopteri, Gobiiformes, Gobiidae. The transcript is spliced from 11 exons. Bases 1 to 1782 code for a protein of 593 amino acids.
AUGUUCAGCAAGAUCCCUGGAUGUUCGCCGGGACCAGGACUCCAGGACUCCGGGACUCCAGGACUCCGGGACUCCAGGACUCCGGGACUCCAGGACUCCGGGACUCCGGGACUCCGGGACUCCAGGACUCCAGGACUCCAGGACUCCAGGACUCCAGGACAGAAGACAAGCGCGUGCCCCAGCCCCACGCGCUCCUCACCGGUCCCGCCCCCGUUAAUAAAGCCCCGCGCGCGCGCCUCCUUCAAUCCAGACCGAGCUCCGGACCGUCCGCGGCACAGCGCAGCGCACGAGCCCCGACCAGCCCCGACCUACCCACGCACGGCACGCACCAAGCCACGCACCGAGCCACGCACGCACCGGCAGCCCGCAGAGCCCCGCAGAGCCCCACACCUCACCGGGACACCUCCGCCGCAGCACCGCCGACACCGACCCGCCUCCCGGACACCUCCGCGCGGCUCGCCCCCUCGCCCGCACCCGGUACACCGUGUUCCCAUGAUGUCAUACCUGUGGCUGCUGCUCAUCGCCUCGCUGCUGGCGGGAAGCUCCACGGCUCAAGAAGAAGAAGUGGAGGAAUCGGUGGAAGAAUACGUUGGCGAUGAAGCCGCCGCCGCUGAGGAGGAGGAGGAGGUGACGGACGACGCCGCCGCCGCCGAGGAGGAAACGGCCGCGGACGCCGGAGACACGGGAGACGCGGCGACCGAAGACGAAGAAGAAGAAGCCGUUGAAGAAGCUGGAGAAGAAGAGGCUGCCGAAGAAGAAACCGGAGACGCCGAAGCUGGAGAAGAAGAGGCUGCGGAGGAAGAAACCGGAGAAGCUGAAGCCGGCGGAGAAGAAGAAGAAGAAGAAGCCGGAGAUGCUGAAACGGAAGAAGAGGCUGUGGAAGAAACCGGAGAAGCCGAAGCAGGAGAAGAGGAGGCGGUAGAAGAAGCUGGAGGUGAUGACACUGAAGAAGAAGAAGAAGAAGCAACGGAGGUGACAGACGCUGAAGCUGAGGAGGCCACCGAAGCUGCAGGUACAGAAGACGACGCGGCGACUACAACCGGAGCAGAAGAAGAAGAAGAAGAAGAAGUGGUGGAAGAGGAGGAAACCGAAGCUCCUGAGGCGGUGGUCGAUGAUUCCGCCGCCGCCGAGGAGGAGGAGGAGACCGAAGCUCCGACUGAGGCGGAGGAGGAAGUGGUCGCCGUGGAGACCGAGGUCCCCGCCGAGGCCGAAGUUCCCACCGAAGCUGAGGCGGAGGCGACGACCGAAGACGACGCCGCCGCCGCUGAAACUGAAGAAACCGAAGCCCCCGAAGUCGCCGCCGCGCCCGUACCAGAGGAAACCGACUCCGGAAACACGGAGGCAGUCGACGACACCUCUGCAGCCACGGAUGAUUCUCCAGCACCAGAGGAACCCGCUUCAGAGGCUGCAGCGCCAGAAGAACCCGCACCAGAAGCUCCGGUACCAGAGGCUUCAGCCCCAGAAGCUCCAGUGGAAGAAAUCAUCAUCCCAGAAAAGAAAGGACGUCAGAUGGAGGCCCCCACAGAUGAGAAGCCGAAGCCCGCCGCCGUCGCCGAAGAUCCAUCGGCACCGAAAAAAGAGGGUGGUUCCGGAGCGUUGGCCGCGGUUCUCUCCACGAUCGGGGUGGCGGCGGUGGGAGCGGUCACUGGGUAUUUCACCUACCAGAAGAAGAAACUCUGCUUCAAAAACAGAGAAGCAGAUGCUGAGGCGGGUCGUAAAGCCGACGUCGCAGAGGCCAAGUCUGAUCCUCAAGUUCUUGGCAACCUGCUGAACUCGUCCUAAGGGUCAUGUGACUGCCUGGACCAAUCACAGUGGAGCACCAUCUCACUGUGGGGCCCUGAGCUGUGUUACUGUGAGGCCCCCCGGGGCGGCGCGUGUGAGCGAGUGAAUGUAUAGGAAUAUGAAAUAUGUGAACUGUAAGGGUUUAUGUGAACUGUAAGGGUUUAGGAUCGCACCAAACUUUAAAAUCUUUGUUUUUAAACCAAAUCAAAAACUGAGAUCAGAUCUCAGGACCAUGAAAUGGCCUCAGUAUCCUCCAGACUACCUGUGUUUCCAAACGGCCUUUACUCUGUUUCCCGUGUGAAUAUAAUCCGAUCGAUCGUGUUCUUCUAACCUGAAUCUGUUGUAGAAAAGUGUUGAGUUUGUCUGGGGCACGUGUAAAGAGGAGGGUCAUACCAACGGUCAGAUCAAAAUGAUAUAAUCCUCACUAGUGAUGGGCGAAUGGAGCAUCAUGAAGCAUCGACACAUCAGUCGCAAUUAGGGACGGGCAUUCGAUGAAUUCAAUUAUCGAUUAAUCAUUAAGGUUUUUAUAUUAAAAUGAUCAUCAUUAUUAUUACUAUCUGCACUAAUCUGCAUAAAUAAAUUCAACUUUACGACAUAUAAACAUAACGACUCUAGAUCCACAUCAGCUGUUUGACAUUAUAAUGUGUUUAAUUCAGUUUUGUUCAAAUCUCACAGAAACAAAACUUAAAACCACAUCACUAAUUUACAUAAACUAAGUGAAGAUAAAACUCCAGCUCUUGUGUCGCUGAUGUGGUUCAACUUGUGUUGGAUUAAAAGACAUGACUCAGGUGAAUACAGGUCAGUGUGACCAGAUUUGUGUUUGUCAAAACCAGGACAGCGUACGGGGGGAGGGGGGCGGGGCCUCGUCAUCCACAUUGAGCGACUCUCACCUGGAAAAACUUUUUCCCACUGGACACAGAAACAUAUGUGCUGCUUUAUACACUGUGCACAUGGACUCACACUUGUCCCAACGCAACGGAAAGUGUGGAAUUUCUUCUACAAAUCCUGGUUAAAUCCACAUUUGUGCUUCGGUUCGUUACAGACUGACCCACUGUUUGUGUCUCGCUCCUUCUGAUGCAGAGACACAUGUACACACCUGUUUGGUCACGACACACACAAACAUACAUUCAGUUUGUCCAUUAAAAUGAACGUAAUCGAUGAAAUUCUUAAUGAUCAAUUAUCGAUUAAUCGACUAAUCAUGCCCAUCCCUAGUCGCAAUAUUGUCUCAAAUGGUUGGAAGUGUCUGAGGUCUUGGACAAACACUGACCUCUAGUGGACAAAUUUAACAUGAUGAUUUAAAAUAAUAUGUAAAGAGCAACAUAAAUAACAGCUGUAAAUAAGAAAGUAGGUGUGACCUUGUUUGGUGGAAUUAAAUCAAAGUGAUGCCAAACCAUGGAUCGAUUUUUCCCACCUGUAGACGCCGUCGAAAAUGAAACAAAAGUCGCCAAAAUUACCACUAACGCACAACACUCCUCACUACCCAACAUUUUUAACAUGUUUAAACACUGGUGCAUCUUUUAUACUGUAGCAGUUCAGCGCUCGUCAAACCACGGAAGUGCUGAACACUGAAGCACGGAACAUUCGCCGAGCCAAUGAAACCGUCUCAUUUGCCCAUCACUAAUAUUCACGAAAAAUUCACGCAAAUGACAAUCCUUCACUGAGCACACGGGCCUUUAAAAGUGUCUUGUUUUAGUUUCAAGUGUUGCACAAAAGUGAACGAACAUGAAAGUGUAGAAACGUCGCCUCAUCUCCUCGUUGUGUGAUUUAUUUUUAUUUUGAAUCUUUUUAGUCUUUUGUUUUUAAAGGCGACGUUCUACUUUUACAUAUCAGCCGACGAGAAGUGACCCGUUUGUCGACCUGUGGCCCUCCUCUAGAAUCUGAUUUUUUUUUUUUUUUUUUUCUUGUACAAAUCUGGACAAAUCUCUGACGUCGUAUCUCGUGUGUUUUGAUGGUGACGGGGCUUUAACUCGGAUUCCUUUUGGGCGACCACCACUUCUACUUCUUCUUCUUCUUCUUCUUCAGUUUGUCGUGUUCCGUGCGCAGAGACCGACGCAAAAACGGCGGCGACGCGCAGACGUAGCGGCGUCCGGACGAGGUUGUGUCCAUGAAUGAGUGUCCUUCCUUGGGGGGGGACAUAGAAUUGGACGCACGUUUGGAGACGACGCAGCGUUUCGUAGACAGGUGUAGACAGGUGUAGACAGGUGUAGACAGGUGUGGACAGGUGUAGACUCGUAGUGCCUUCAGCGGGACGGCAGAGGCUUGGUUUCUGAACGUGUCUUUUUCGAAAAACUACAAGAGACGUCGUCGUUUUUGACUCCGUAUCGACCUCAAACGGUGAAAAUUAAAAACUGCAGUCAUGUUUCCACUCGGCACUUCAGUUCCGUUCGCCUAAAACACGAACAAAUUUAUUUAUUUACGUAGCUGAGGGCUUGAUUCCAGCCAACUCAUGUGCAGCUUGGUAAAUAAACGCUUUGAAACUCCACGUAGUGCCUUAAACCUUUCUACUUUGUGUCAUAUUCUCUCAAGUCUCUAAGGUCUUUAAGGUCUAAGGGUCCCCAAAACCUGCCAGGUUCGCUUUGCCGCUUUAACCAUCCACCCAUUUUCUUCGGCUUUAUCCGAGGUGGGGUCGCGGAAGCAGCAGUCUGAGCGAGAAAAAAAAAACAAGGCUUGACCAAAAUUUAAGAUCUAAACACUUAAAUCUAUCAGAGAAUGACUUAAAAGUUGCGAAAUUAUGCUGCAAGAUCAUUUUACUUGGCAAGUUCUUUUAAAAUAAAUGACUUCUAGAACAAGCAAGUCGAUAAUAAAUCUGAAAACACAAUAAAUAACCGCUUUAAAGUCUUGGAUCCCGAGGCGUUCCCAGGCCAGCCCGGAGACAAAGUCCCUCCAACGUGUCCUGGAUCGUCCGACAAAACCUGAUAUGGAACUUUUAGACGUUUUGAGUUUCUUAUCGUCUGAUUAGAACUCUCUGCGGUCGCCUUUUGGACGUUUUUAGGCGAGGUUGAACAAAUCUUUAGGUCCAUUGGCGAGUCUAGGGUUAGGCGUAGAAAGUCGGACGAUAUUCCACGGAACCUGGCCGUGUCUUCACCUAGUGCCUCCGCUCGAUUUCAUUUCUCUAGAUUAGGAAUCAGAAAACACUAGACGAUUUGCAAAAAAACCCAGAAGUGCAAGUUCGGACAUCAGCCAAUCGGCGAAGAGACAGACAUUCUUUGUUGGCGACGAUUCCCCAGAUCCCCAAGGAUUUAAAGCCGGAACAAAGAGAAUGUUUGGUGAAUUUUAUCUCGGGGAAAGAAGUUAUUGUUCUUCUUCCUACGGGAUUUGGAGCUUUACAAACGUCAUGACCAAACUGCAGCGAUUUGUUCAAUUUAAAAAAAAAAAAACACCUACUGUCGAGCGAACGAAUCCUAAUGCUGCGAUAAAACUUGUGCUGUAACAACCCGAUAUGGAAUUUUUUAGACUUUUUUAGUUUCUUGUAGACUGAUUAGAACUCUCCGCGGUCGCCUUUUGGACAUUUUUAGUCGAGAUUGGACGCGCUUUGAAAGAGGAGGACUUUUGGUUGAUCCAUUGGCGAGUUUAAGAGAGGCCCCUGAUUUUUAAAAACUUUUUUAACGUAGAAAGUCGUCCGAUAUUCCACCCAACCUGGCUCUGACCUCUAGGCAAGGCAAGGGAAGUUUAUUUGUAAAGCACAGUUCGUACUCAAAGUCAUUCAAAGUGUUUUACAGAAUAAGAAACACGUUAAAAUCACAAAUAAUCAUCAUAAAAUUAAAAAGAAAGAGACAUUAAAAGAGACAGAAGAGUUUGGAGUGAAAACUUUUCAGAGGUACAAUUCUAGAGGUACUUUUCAGCACUACCGUCCGCCGCUCAGGGAGUUCGUCGGACUGUGGGACUGUCGAGCUCCGGUGGAAACAUGCCAACUGUAAGCACUGCUGUAUCUGUCCCGCCUGAACCCGAACAGAACCGGAGACGACCCGUUUUUCAGACCGAGCCUCUCCCGUGUCCUUCCGCCUAGAACACCGCCCGCCUGUACUUUUUCUAGGAGCUCGUGUAAAGUAGUGCCUGAGACGCGUUAAGCCGACGUACACUGUGCGAUGAUUUUUGAGCCCGAUUUUUCACUCGACUCGCGACUGUUUUCGGGAUCAUGUUUUGGCUUCAUCGUGUGGAGUAAACACAGGGUAACAAGAACCGAUGAAUACCUCAAGACCAGCUCCCGAACGGCAAACGCAGGUCGCAAGAAAAUCAAACCUCAUGAGGGUUUCGCUCUGCUGAAGUAGUUCCACAAGCGGCUGCGAUUUGGUCGUUCGGUUUGAGUUGGAGCCGAGUGAAACCGUCGAAAAUAUGGCACAGUGUUUGUCAGGCGUUCGCCGCUCGCUCGUCAUUCGCUUCGGUGUUUGUGAGGAGGCCUUAGAAGCAGCUCGCUUUCGGUAGCACAACUAAACUGAAUGUGUCUUUGCCUUUUCGCUUCACGUUCGCUUCACGUUCGCUUUGUUUGUUUUUUUUUUAAGCGCCAUAUUAUUAUUAGAUGCAAUACUGGACAGAGACUGUUGCAAACAGCCUAGCCACGCGUUAAAGAAGAGAAACUCUGUGAUGUCGAUUAUUCUACUGUACGGGCUGUAGGGGGCGCCACACUGGCUCAGAGCUCUCCUUAUCUGUGAUUGAGGGACGUGUAAUGUACAACAUUUACUGUAGCUCCAGCGUUUCGACUGAGCCAGAGAUGCCUUGGAAACCGUUUAAAAAAAAGUAAAAAAAAAAACAAAUGUAACAAACCCGGACCAGCGGACGGCCGGCAAAAGUCGAGUUUUAGAAUUUCAGGUUUGGCGGUUCAGAGACUCGAAUCGCACAAAGUCGCAAAAACGUCCGAGCGAUUCUGAGCGAUUGAGGUGGAGGGCAGGAGAAAAGUCGUUUAAUUAUCUUUUUAUUUUUUUAAUCCAGACGAAGCACAAAUUCAGAUCUUGAAAAGCACAUUAAAAGACAUAAAUGUCCACAUUUAUGAAUUAAAAUCGUUAGAAUUUUUAAUAAAAUGUAACAUCCACGUGUGAGAUGUUUCAUUUUUGUUUUUAUUAAUUUCCAUAUUUUGGUUCCUUUUUGAUAAAUAUAGCACAAUUAUGGCCCUUGUCAGUUAUAUAAAAUACGUUAAAGGUGCACUACGUAACUUUUUGGUGACUUGUUUCCUUGGAGACGUCAUUUCUCUGCCUGGAAUGUUCCACAGUCUGACGUUAAACAGAUCUAAUUUACGUUUAUUCAAUCACAGGUGGUUUUAAAGCUCAAAAAUACCUAGAAAAACCCUCUCGCCUCUCCACAGAUCUGACCUGUAACUUGGUCUGGUUUGGUUUCCAUGGAGAUAGAAAGGUUUAAAGCCAUACUGUGGAAUAUUCCAGAGAAAGCAACAACAGAAUUUGACGGAACAUUCACCAGAAAAGCGACACAAAGCACCUUUUUAAUUACGUUUUAUAAUUUUUUGUUUACUUUUUUUUAUUAAUUAGAAUAUUAAUAACAAUUUUGUGAGGUACAACCCAAAAAAAGUAAUUUUUUUUCGUCACGUAAGUUUUUUUUUAAAGAAUUUUAAUAUCGAGUUAUAACUUUGAAUUUGUCUAAAAGAAUCGACUUAAAUCGCAUCUGAUUUUUGAUUAAAAUACUUGCGUUACUCACAUAAAGCUGCAUUGUGUAACUUUUCUGGUGCAUGGACAUCUGAUUUUUUUUCCACGCACAUUUAAUCGCUUUGUCUGAAAUGUUCCACAGUACGGCAUUAAACAUAUUUAUCUUGCAUUUAUUCAAAUACAGGUGUUUUUAUUACUUGAAAAAAUCAUUUUAAAAAACCCACAACCUCUCCACAGAUCUGACCUGUAACUUGGUCCUGUUUGGUCUCCAUGGAGAUAGAAAGGUUUAAAGCCAUACUGUGGGACAUUCCAGACAAAGCGAGAACAGAAUUUGACGGAACAUCCACCAGAAAAGCGACGCAACGCACCUUUUUUAUUCGCGGAUUUUUCCCCGGUUCACGAAAACAGUGUCCGAAAACGAUCCCGAUCCUGCCCUCCGCGUUCAGAAUUCUCGAACGUGACUCAAAGAGACUUCAGAUCCCGGUACUUAAAGGUUGAUUGUGUAAUUUUAAGCCAAAGUGCACUUGAGGCGUCCGUUCCACACUGACCAGUCCUGCCUUAAAGUGACCCAACGACCCCGACUGCGAAAACACCGCACCAACAAACCGACCGCACCAACAAACCGACCGCACCAACAAACCGACCGACCGACCAACCAACGCCGGCAAGUCACAAUAUUCUCCUGUUUUUUGAGUCAACUGGACUAAUUUACUUACUUAAAGACGCACUAUGUAACUUUUUUCCAUGGAGACGUCAUUGCUCUUCCCGGAAUGUUCCACAGUGUGACUUUAAACAGCUCGACUUUACAUUUAUUAAAUUACCGGUGGUUUUAGAGCUAAAAAAAAUACCUUGAAAAUCGGGACAUUGUGACUGUGAGCGGGGUCGCCUCUCCACAGGUCUGACCUGGAGCUUCUUGGUCGUCUGGUUUGGUCUCCAUGGAGAUAGAAAGUAGUUUAAAGCCAAAACUGUGGAACAUUACAGACAAAACAAUAACAGCAUUUGACGGAAGAUCCACCAGAAAAGUGACAGAAUGCAACUUUUAAUUAUUUUUUAAAACUUUUUUUAAAAUUAGAAUAUUAAAUAAAAAUGUGUAAGCUGCAGCCAAAAAACACUUAAAUUUUUUUGUCAAGUAGUUGAUUUUUUAUUUAUUUAUUUUUUUUCAUUUUAAUAAUGAUUUAUUAAUUUGGAUUUUUCUAAAAGAAUCGACUUUAAAUGUAUCAAUUUUUUUUAUUUUUUAUGAUUGAUUAUUAAUUAGAAAAUUAAUUUUAAAAAAUGUGAGCUGCACCCAAAAAAUCCUUAAAUUUUUUUGUCAAGUAGUUGCAUUUUUAAGCUUUUUUUUGUUUUGUUUAAUAUUGAGUUACACCUUUGGAUUUUCUAAAAGAAUCGAUUUAAAAUGCAUCAGAUUUUUUGUUUAAAAUACUUAACUUGUGUAACUUUUCUGGUUUCUUGGUUCUUCCUGGUUUAAUUUUAUCGCUUUGCCUGAAAUGUUCCACAGUACGGCAUUAAACACAUCUGUCUUGCAUUUAUUCUUUAUAAAAAAAAAAAAAAACUAAAAAAAAACGAGCGGCGUCGCCUCUCCGCAGAUCUGUCGUGCCUGACUUGGUUUUUGCUGCGACGUUUAAUGCGACACUGUGGAACAUUCUGGACAAAGCAACGACAUCUCCAUGGAAACCAGCACAAAAUUUACACAGUGCGGCUUUUAAGUGACAAAACACAAAUAUUUACCACAAAUUUUGAUAAUUUCACCUUUUCAUUUGUGCAAAACGAACAAAAUCCGACGGGAAACGACGCCUCAAAUCGAGUCCAAACUCUUGUCACGACUCUGCUCUUUGUGAAUAUUGUGCAUUGUGGCAGGUGCGGCAGGUGCGGCGGGUGUGUCAGGUGUGUGUGUUUGCGUCGGUGGAAGUGUGUGUUCAGACGUGGGUGUGUGUUCGUGCACAGGUGGAGGUGGUUUUGCAGGAGAAGCACUUUUGUCCUCGGGUCAGUUGGACUCCUUCAGACUGUGUAAAACUUUAUUUAAAUAUUCUGUUUUUUGUUUUGUUUUUCUGUAGUUUUCUUCCUCAUGUCGUCUGGCACUUGUUCUUAUGAAACUGUAAAUAAUGUUUGAGUCAAUAAAAGCUUUUGUUUCCUGGGAA